Molecule: messenger RNA, 1278 nt
Organism: Cordyceps fumosorosea ARSEF 2679
Lineage: Eukaryota; Fungi; Ascomycota; Sordariomycetes; Hypocreales; Cordycipitaceae
Product: N2227-like protein
Exons: 4
Coding region: 1-1278 (425 amino acids)
Molecular function (GO): S-adenosylmethionine-dependent methyltransferase activity
Source: RefSeq, a predicted model, not a curated record
AUGCUUACCUCGAUCUACCGCUUCCGCUUCCUUGCUCUCCUCUUCUGCAUCGUAUUCCCUCUCUACCUCGCCAUCCGUGGCUCCGCAUUGCUGUCUGACAUAACAAUUCUCCUUUUCUCCCUCUCCGAGCGCGCCUCAGCCCUUCACAUCAAGCUCGCCUCCCCGCCUGACGCCCCUCCGGCGUCGAUCUCGACAGAAGCCUUCACGGCUUCUGCCGACCCCGCCAAAUCCGUGCACGUACCCGGAGGCGGGAGAAGGAAGAAGGAAGAAGACUGCUCACUUCCAGAUGGAUUGGCGCACUGCAUUAACUCCUUCGAGCAAUAUCCGUUCCUCGCCGAGCAAGUGCUCCAGAGAAAACAUGCGCGGUAUUCCAGGCAGGCGCCCGUACAGAAGGCGAUGAGCGACAAGCUUGGCUAUCCUGCCCAUUUUGACAAGGCUAGGAAAGGAAUCGAGGUCAACUCUCGACUUGCGGCAAAAAUCGCGCAGAUUGCGAGGGAGGAUUACCACACCAACCAGGGGCCGCUGGAGGCCAGAGAAGACGCCGAGUUUGGAGUUGCAGACCUGGCAUUUGGACAUCUCUCGCGAGACUGGAGCACGCAAGGGGCAAAAGAGAGGCAGGCCGUGUUUCCGCCUAUUAUAGAUGGGCUUGACAGACAUUUUGGCGGAAACGGGAGAGGGAACAAGGUGCUUGUACCUGGAAGCGGCACGGGCAGGUUGGCAAGCGAUAUCGCUGAUCUCGGGUACGAUGUAACGGCCAACGAGCUAGACUACGGCUCUAUACUGACCUACCGUGUAUUGACAAACCACACGAUCUCGCUGCACCAGCACACCCUUCAGCCCUUCGUGACCAAAUGGACGCAUCAGGCCAACCCCUCCUCGCGCUACUCCGCCCUCACAGUGCCGGAUCACUGGCCAAACACAGCCGUCAAGCUCGUCGAGGGCGACUUUUUAGACAUGUUCCCCCAGGACGCCGAGUUCGACGCCGUCGUGACGCUGUUCUUCAUCGAUAUGUCCGAGAACGUGAUUGACUUCCUGAGCAGCAUACAUCGGCUGCUGAAGCCUGGCGGGGUGUGGAUCAACCUUGGGCCGCUGAAAUGGGGCACCUACGCCGCUCUGCAGCUCUCGGCGGAGGAAGUGCUCCAACUAGCAGAUCUUCUCGGGUUCGACGUGGACCAUGCAUCAAGGAAGAACAUCGACAGUCUAUAUGCCGAGCAGCCAGAGACUUUGCUGAAGUUCACUUACGUUACUCAGUUCUGGUCCGCGACGAAGAGGGUGUGA